UCAUCCAUUCAACUCCUGUAGUCAGCAAAACAGCCCGGCAGAGUCCGCGGCAACCGUGUGCCUGAACGAAAGCAGGGCAGCCAGCGCCACUGCAGCAGCGCUAAAUCUAGGUCUGUCAACACUGCGAGAGAGAGAGAGAGAGAGAGAGGCGGAGAGAGACAGAGAGAGGGAGGUAAAGAGAGACAGAGAGAGAGAGAGACAGAGAGAGGGAGGUAAAGAGAGACAGAGAGAGGGAGAGUGAGAGAGAGGGAAAGAGAGACAGAGAGAGUGAGAGAGCAACAAACAGAGAGAAGGGAGAGCUCGGGAACGAUAGGACGAACAAACAAAAAAAAUUAUCAUUUCAAUAGCUCACAGUAAUGGAGACCCAAAGAGGGUAUCAAGCUCUGGAUCAAACUUAAAAAGACCAUAAAAAGCACCAUCGCUGCGUCGAGAGUGCUCGGAUCCCCCAGCGAGGAGAAAACAACGGCAGGGGGGAAGGAGCCGGAGGAGGAGAAGGCAAAGUGCCGUACGAAAAGAAGGAGCUUGUUUGCUCACAGGAAAGAGUCGGUGAAGAGCAGGUCUAGCAAAGGGGCCAAGAAGGGCAGCCCCACCAGCUCCAAGCUGCCCCCCGUCUGCUAUGAGAUCAUCACCCUGAAGACCAAGAAGAAGAAGAAGAUGGCCGCGGAGGUCUUCCCCGCCAAGAAGCCGUCGGCGACCACCACGGUCCAGCAGUACCAGCAGCAGAACCUGAACAACAACAACACCAUCCAGAGCAGCAACUGGCAAGGGCUGUACCCCACCAUUCGAGAGAGGAAUGCGGUCAUGUUUAACAACGAGCUGAUGGCAGACGUUCACUUCGUGGUCGGGUCACCUGGGGGAACGCAGCGGUUGCCUGGACACAAAUACGUCCUGGCCGUGGGAAGCUCGGUGUUCCACGCCAUGUUCUACGGAGAGCUGGCUGAGGAUCAGGAUGAGAUCCGUAUUCCGGACGUGGAGCCGGCGGCGUUCCUGGCCCUGCUGAAGUACAUAUACUGCGAUGAGAUCGACCUGAGCGCGGACACAGUGCUGGCGACCCUUUACGCCGCCAAGAAGUACAUCGUGCCCCACCUGGCGCGGGCCUGCGUCAACUUCCUGGAGACCAGCCUGAGCGCCAAGAACGCCUGCGUGCUGCUGUCGCAGAGCUGCCUGUUCGAGGAGCCCGACCUGACGCAGCGCUGCUGGGAGGUGAUCGACGCCCAGGCCGAGCUGGCGCUGCGGUCCGAGGGCUUCUGCGACAUCGACGCCCGCACCCUGGAGAGCAUCCUGCGGCGGGAGACGCUCAACGCCAAGGAGCUGGUGGUGUUCGAGGCGGCGCUGAGCUGGGCCGAGGCCGAGUGCCAGCGGCGGGAGCUGCCGGCGUCCAUCGACAACAAGCGCAAGGUGCUGGGCAAGGCCGUCUACCUGAUCCGCGUGCCCACCAUGGCGCUGGACGACUUCGCCAACGGCGCGGCGCAGUCGGGCGUGCUGACGCUCACCGAGACCAACGACAUCUUCCUGUGGUACACGGCGGCCAAGAAGCCCGAGCUGCAGUUCGCCAGCGAGCCGCGCAAGGGGCUGUCGCCGCAGCGCUGCCACCGCUUCCAGUCCUGCGCCUACCGCAGCAACCAGUGGCGCUACCGGGGCCGCUGCGACAGCAUCCAGUUCGCCGUGGACAGGCGCGCCUUCGUGGCCGGCUUCGGGCUCUACGGGUCCAGCUGCGGCUCGGCCGAGUACAGCGCCAAGAUCGAGCUCAAGCGGCAGGGCGCGGUGCUGGGCCAGAACCUCAGCAAGUACUUCUCGGACGGGUCCAGCAACACCUUCCCGGUGUGGUUCGAGCACCCCGUGCAGGUGGAGCCCGACACCUUCUACACGGCCAGCGUGGUGCUGGACGGGAACGAGCUCAGCUACUUCGGGCAGGAGGGCAUGACCGAGGUCCAGUGCGGGAGGGUCACCUUCCAGUUCCAGUGCUCCUCGGACAGCACCAACGGGACGGGCGUCCAGGGAGGGCAGAUCCCGGAGCUCAUCUUCUACGCUUGAUCCCGCCCCCCAGCCCGCCCACGCCACGCCCCGCCCACCGCUCCCGUUUCUCAUGUCCAUCGGGCUUUGCGCUAAAAAAACUUCCGGAUUAUUUUACGUUGGAACUAUUCCUGGGAGUAUUCAGGCCGCACUGGGUACCAGGCAGGCCUAGUCUGGUACCCAGAAAUGCUGAAGUUCUUUUACAAUCACCAUUCGGACCAAAUAUUGUGUUUUUUACCAUAUGAUACAAUGGGCUGAGUUAUCCCUUAAAUUCUACCAACUUUAAUUGUAUGCAAUGUGAUGAGCAAGUUGGCAGGAUUGGUAUACACUCAUUUGACCAAACAAAGUGAUUUUCUUACGAUUGAAAAAGGCAUUGGAGUAUACAAAACGCUGGUAACUAUUCUCAGCUCAACAAUGUCAUUGAAAGAUGGUGUAAGACAUUAUUUGCUUUUGAUUCAAUAUCAGAUUGUGCAUUUGUGUACAUAGAUAUGAAAGGUUUAAUGUGUGCAACAACUUUAUGGCUGCUUGUCCUGAAUUUGUAAUUAAUGUUCGAUAUAGGCAAACUUGUAAGAUGAUGGUCUAUCUCCUAUGUGUUAAUGCUUACAAGGGAAGCACAUGUUUAGUGCAGCAAUACCAAACAGCAGCUUUAAAGACUUCUCAUCGCUGUGCUUAUCGCAUAUCCAUAAAUGCUGUUUUAAUGACUUUGAAAAAGCAAUCCUGAUAUUUAACACCAAAGUGUUCGCCUCUGAAGUCGCAAUUAUGUUUCUAUUUGCUCCCUACAAGAACACAAGGCGCAUUUUGAUUACACACAUAUUGGAUAUCUGGAUUAUUACCUGCAAUUUAAUUAACAACUUUGAGAAGUCAUGAAUGGGUGAAAAUUGGCUUGUGUAUUAGAGUUUGAACACUGCAGAAAAUGAGAUCUGCAGAUGGAAUCUGUGCCCGCCGCUAACUGGAAAAUGGCCUGCAGAAGCGUGUGACUGCCUCCAUCCACACAAAUUGAUGUGUUAAGGUCCACUGUGCUUCCAUUAUAAAUCUCUCCCGUGGCCAGAUGCUGGAUGCUGUUUAUCCGUCUCCAUUCAAGGUUAUCUCAUUAUACUCAUAUUAAAAUCUUUAUUUAUUUAUUUAUUUAUUUAUAUUUACUUUUAUUUAUUUAUUUAUUUAUUUAUUUAUUUAUUUUCCAGGUCUUGGUUUGUUCAAGACUUAAGUAAUCAUUCAUUGCUUUUUGUCACAUUUGAAUAUUUAUUUCUGUUCAGACUUUUAGCUAACAGGCUACAGUUUUAAUAAUUUAAGCUUAGAAGGCUGUGAAAGUGUUCACACGGUCCAUGUGUCUUCUUCCUGUGUUGGUAAAGCUUUAGUCAGCUUUAUGCAUUUUUUCAUUUCACCUUCGUGAGGUGCAGUUACAAAGGCUGACACAACUUAAGCUCUUUGUGUAUUUAUUCUUGUCUCUUUCGUUUUUUGUUGUUUUGUUUGUUAAAUAUGCAGUGGAUUGCCAUUCUCUCGGACCCGAAAUGAAUAUGAUUGACAAAACCAUAAAAGUAAUCGACUGGAAAAUGAAAACAACUGUGUGUACUGUUUACAAUGGUUUGGCUUGUGCAUUAACAUGUAGUGUUUUGCAGCCUAAGAAUGAAUAUUUUGCACUCUAUAGAGUAUUGCUUCAUGGCUUUAACACUCUUGAUGUAUAUUUGUCCAAUAUAUCAGUAUGUACAGUAAAAUGUUGCUUAUAUUGUAUGUAUGUUUUUUUAUUUCAUUUGUGAAAGUGAAAAAGCAGCUUUUUGAUUUUCUCCUGAUAGCGCAUCUCUCUCUCUGAACCGGAGAGUCGUUCGUCAUCAGCGGUGAAGAGGAGGAGGAGGAGGGAGAUGGGGCAAGGAUGAAGGACACCGCGGCGAAUGUUUCCGUGCUGCACGUCCGUGUGCUGCCUGUAGACCCUUGAAUGUGUACGACAGUUGCAAACGAAAAUAAAACCGCUGGUUACGUAAAUGA
This is a messenger RNA of Anguilla rostrata (American eel), 3993 nucleotides long. It is a transcript of the gene btbd3b, whose product is annotated as BTB (POZ) domain containing 3b. NCBI's taxonomy places the organism in Eukaryota, Metazoa, Chordata, Actinopteri, Anguilliformes, Anguillidae. Gene Ontology annotation, biological process: cerebral cortex development; neurogenesis; dendrite morphogenesis. Gene Ontology annotation, molecular function: protein binding. The transcript has 5 exons. The coding region runs from base 655 to 2034 and encodes 459 amino acids. The record is from RefSeq and is a predicted model, not a curated record. Gene Ontology annotation, cellular component: cytosol.